This is a messenger RNA of Xenia sp. Carnegie-2017, 2461 nucleotides long. Its product is annotated as protein angel homolog 2-like. Gene Ontology annotation, molecular function: 3'-5'-RNA exonuclease activity. Bases 498 to 2216 code for a protein of 572 amino acids. The record is from RefSeq and is a predicted model, not a curated record. Lineage: Eukaryota; Metazoa; Cnidaria; Anthozoa; Malacalcyonacea; Xeniidae. The transcript has 4 exons.
UGGUACCAAUGACUGGACCUGUUAAGCAUUUCCUUAUGAAGUAAUGCAAUGGAUAAUGCAAAAGAAAUUAAGUUCUUCCUAAGCCUAAACAUAACCAUAACAUCGAAACUUUCAAAACGGAGAGUUCAGCUGAGGCUUAUGAAUUAUAUGUAAAUCACCUCAAGGAAGUAGAAAAUUAGUUAUUUUGGAUAUUGAUUAUAGGCGAUGUAUUCUCCAUGGUUUUUCUUAAAGAUUUUACAUUCAGUGUUAUUUGUUCAAAAUCAUUGAAAGCGAAAUAAUUAUUAUAACAUUAUAAUAGUUCCAUUAUAGCUCAGUGUUCAACAAAUAUUGAUAAUGUUAUGUAUCUAAUUAUGCAAACUAUUAUAAUAUAUUUGGUAAAUAGAUACCAUAUAGAAACUUGAGCUGAUUCAUUGAUGGUAAAAUUAUGGAUAAAAUAGAGUGAUAUCGCGAUAGCUAGUUAAGUGUAAUCAUAAUUUUAUGUCAUUUGUUCAACGAAAAUGCGAAACUCGCAGUAUGAAAGAAAUACACAUUUAUCGCGCCACAAAAUGUCGAGCGAAAGCCACCACAGCAGACGUUAUCGAUCAACUUCCACUACUGCUAGUCAAGCACAUCAUCAACAACACCUUAAUGUCUUUCCCAGACCUAGCAAUGUGACGCCAGCUGGUAACAUCAAUCAAAGGCACUUAUUUUUACAGCAAGGCCAUAUAUUGCAAAACUUUCGUCCUAUGUUUAACUUUUAUCCACCAAGACCAAUGUAUCGGGGUGAAUGGUUUCCAUUUCAAAUGCACUCGCAUCCCAGACCUUUGUUUAGGAAUUAUAGCAGACCACAUCAACCUUCCAGUUCAGAUUACCAUGAGAAAAAGCAGUUCAAAAGGCCAGAUUCCUCUAACUCUGGUGCUUAUAUGUAUCGAAGGUGGCAUUCCUUGCCCGUAAACAGUGACCUUAAAAUGUUAAAAGGAUUUAUUUUCUCAAUGGUAACCUACAACUUGCUUUCUAACUCAUUGUUGCACGAAAAUAUGUUUCUUUAUCAAAAUUGUGAUGAACAAGAUCUCGCCUGGUGUAAUCGAAAAGAAAAGCUUCUUGCAGAGCUGUUAAGUUAUAAUGCUGAGAUUUUGUGCCUACAAGAAAUUGAUGCUUUGCAUUUUAAAGAGUGGUUUUUUCCUAAACUAAAAGAAGCAGGUUACACAGGGUUUUUCAACCAAAGAACUGGUGGAAAAUCUGAUGGAUGUGCUACAUUUUUUAAAAGAGAAAAGUUCACUUUGGUCAAACAUACACAAGUCAAGUUUUUUACUCCAAAUGUUCCAGUUUUAGAUAAAGAUAAUGUUGGAAUUAUUCUACUGCUUAAAGCCAAUGCUCAAACAAAGGAUCAUUUCCUAUGUGUUGCCAAUACCCAUUUGCUUUUUAACAAAAACCGUGGUGAUAUAAAACUUGCUCAGUUAGCUUAUCUCUUUGCAGAGAUUCAUAAAGUAUCAUUGACUGUUGAUGGUCAUGUUGAAACCCACUGCCCUGUCAUAUUAUGUGGUGAUUUUAACAGUACACCCUACUCUCCUCUUUAUCGUUUUCUUGUUAGUGGACAAUUAAAUUAUACUUUAUUGUCACCUGCUAUGAUAUCAGGACAGUUAACUCAAUCACAGGCAAAAAGAAGCUCAUAUUCAAAAAAUAUUUGCUAUCCAUUGCUUCCCUGGGAGUUUGGUAUUUCUGGCAAUUGCCAAUGGCGAAAUGCACUCAGUGAAAACAAAGAUGGUGAAAAUGGUUCAGAAACAAAAUGGAAUAAUUUGAAAUGUCAACCAACAAAAAAUGAUGUAAAAACAACAGCAAGACUUGUGGACAAAGUAGUUGUUUCUGAGGAAGUUGACCAAUCUGCUCCUAAAUGCAGCAAAUCUGCAAACAAACAGGAAAAGUACUCAAAAAAUGGUCUAUUAUCCAUUCCAUGGUACCUAAAAAGUGUUUAUACACACUACUCUAGAGAUGGUACACCCGAGGUUACAACAUGUCAUUCUAAAGGUAGCUCAAAUGUUGACUAUAUUUUCUUUUCCACUGGUAUUAGAAAAAGUCAUGGUGUUGAUCAGAAACCAUGUAUCCAAGAAGGAAAACUAAUAUUACUUGGACGACUAAAGUUAAUGAACAAAACUGAUUUUGAAAAAAUGGAUUUACCACCCAACCAGACUCACCCAUCAGACCAUCUGUCUUUAAAAGCGCAGUUCAAGUUGACAUAACAGGCUCAAAGAGAGCCCUGCUUAACCAUGAACAAAAAUAUGGUGAGAUACGUUCAAUGUGGGCACAUUAAACAUAUUUUCAUUUUUAACAUUAAGAUUAAAUGGGGAUGAUUUAGUUGUAAUCAAAGACAUUGUUUAUCGAGUGCUUGCAACCUAUUUAUUUUUACUUUACCAGGACUUCAACCUUUUGUUUUUUAUUGUCAAAUGACGUUUUCAGGAAAUAAAGAACUCCUUUGUUUUACUAA